This is a messenger RNA of Pangasianodon hypophthalmus (striped catfish), 5375 nucleotides long. RefSeq lists its product as uncharacterized. NCBI's taxonomy places the organism in Eukaryota, Metazoa, Chordata, Actinopteri, Siluriformes, Pangasiidae. The record is from RefSeq and is a predicted model, not a curated record. The coding region runs from base 2602 to 4461 and encodes 619 amino acids. The transcript is spliced from 11 exons.
GAAAACAUGUGUACAGUAUGUAUGAUAAAGGAACUGGAUUACCGUAGUACAAAACAGCAUUUUAGAUUUAGUCUAGCAUAUUUAAUGUUGCAUAUCUACUCCAUAGUAGAAAGCUAAGUUAAAUAUGAUAUAACCACUACCGACCUAUGUCGUUUUAACUGAAGCAGUGCAUAAUGAUCUCAGGAUCGUUUGGGAGUAAUGGUUACACAGGCAGUACCCUGACUGGUUUAGCUAGUUUAGUUCACCUCUGCAUCAGCACUGAUUUAGUUAUUUUGCCAGUAAAUGAGUGCAAGCUUGUGUGUAGAAUGAAAGAGCUAUAUGUUUUUAGCUAUGUCCAUCAACAUGAACCAACAUGCCAUAAACAUACAUUUUACAAGUACUGUCUUUGUUUUUGCACAGGUUUUUCACGGGUAGGUAAAUGGCUCUACUUUGUUCUCCUUCUGAUGGUAAACGCCUGAUUUUAUUUACUUAUACAUUAGGCUUCAGUAUCAGUAAUUUGAGAACAAAACAACACAGUCUUCAACCUUAUAGAUUAGCACUUCCUCAAAUCACAAUGUUAUGCUGUGAUGUUGUCAAGAGAACAGAGCUACAAGUGAACACAAAGUCAUCGCAUACAGUAGUUCAACUAAAAUGCCAGAAUGUAAAUAAAUGUGGCAAAUGUAAUACAUACCUGUUUAACACAACAUCAAAAUAUGGACAGUAAUGCCUCCUGGCAAAUGAACAUUUAAUUAUUUCAAAAGGAAUCACCUGCUGAUUGUUUUUCAUUAAAGAGAUAAAGCAACAUAAGAGCAAUGCAGUGAAGGUUUUGCUUUUCAGUGUGGCACGUUGCGUGCAUGUCACAUGUGAAAAACAGUACUGUUUAUGUAUUCUAGUUCACAUUUUUUAACUGGUUUGAUUGUUUUCAAUCUGGUAUGAGAUGUUCUCAACAGUAGGGCAAGUAGUAGCCUUAACCUUCUUCACAGAAGUGCUGUACUUUUAAAUUCUAACAUUAGAAUAUAUUUACGGUUGUGUGAUUUUUAAAAAAAAAAAAAAAAAGGAAAAAAGCCAAUUUUUUGUUGUUGAUUUAAUCUAUAAAUUGACUGAUUGACAGAACAGCUAACACAUAAACACUGUCAACAAAUACCAGUGUUAUCUAACUAGUUGCUUAAUGGCAUGGCAGAGCAUGAAGUAAAUAAAUAAGGAGAGAGAAUAAAGACCAGCUUCACUAAAAACAACAGAAAUAUUAAAUCCUGAAACACUAACAGCUCUGUCAGAUAUUGAUAAACUAAAGAAAAUGCCUACAACAUUGUCCAACAUGUACAAUGUUGUAUAGAUUUUCUUUUUUCAUGAAGAAAGAAAUUAUCUGUUUUUAAAAAGAAUAAAUAGGUACUUUCCUCACUUUCAAAUUUGCAUUUUUCAGUUUACAUUUGACACCAUGCAUGAAUUGUUCACAUUCUGUAAUUCCCUUCCCCAGUUAUUCUCAUUGAAUAAAGAAAGGCCAAGUGAGUAUGAACAGACUGGAAUUGAGAUGCUGACUAACUGUACUGAUGCUGCAUGAAUAAAUAUUUGAUUCUUUAGAUUAAUAUUUGGCUGUAGACUAGUGACCUAUAGAUUGAAAUUGAGAGCUAAAAAGCUCAGGUUUAUUUACAAAUUCCUGAUGGGAUUGAACAUGAUGUUACAACUAAUUUCCUACUUGAUUAAGCUUGAUUUUAGAUGUUUGUACAUUCCUGAUGCAGUUAGUAUAAAUAGAAAAUCACAACCAUAAUAUAAUAAUAGUUACAGCUUGAGUUUUAGCAGUAGGUAUAAAGUAUAAAAUAUCCUAAUAAAAUUAUAUCCAACAUUUUGCUUCUUUCGGUUGUUUUAUACAGGUCCUCACUCAGUGGUAAGUCAGUAAAUAUGCUUUGCAUUCCAUUGAUGGUACUGGCUGAUUUUUAUUUAACUAUUAUUACAUAUAUCAAUGAGAAAUGUAACACUCUGUGUCACUACAAAAGUGUGAAAUUGUUUAAGUUGAAGGCUGUUUAUGUCAGUCAGCAGAUUUUUUUUACUUUCAUUUAUCAACCAGAAAAAAAAUGCUCAAUUGAUUUUCACAAAACAAUUUCACUUGAUAUGUUCGUUUAAAUGUCAUGUGGUGCAACACAGUACUAAUGCACACAACUCAUUCCUAUAUCCUGCUGGCUGCUAAAAUAUCAGCUAUAAGAACUAUUUAACAAGUUGAAUAAUACUAGCUGAACUAGCUUGUAUGGCCUCGAAUAAUGUCUUUAUGUCCAAUGUGAAUAGGGGAAAAAAACCCAGCUCAUAGUCAAUGUUAGUCAAAGACUUACUGCUGUUUUGCUCAAGAAUGAUAUGCUGCAUUAAAGACUUCAGGGUACAGGAUAUUAUAGCAUAGCGCUGUAUUCCUGUAUAAUAGGUUAUUGUUUCUAUAGUAACAACUUACACAGGGACUGGUAACAUGUUUUGAAGGGUCUCAAAUAUCAUACCUAGAUACCGAGAUAUAUCUAGAUAGUUAUUAAAAGUACAGUGCAUUUUGUAGAUUUGCUGUGCAUUCCCUAGCUUGAAUAUUUUUAUGUACUGGGACAUCAACAGCUUCAAAUGUUUCAGGUGUAAUGAUUAUUAUUUCACCCUAUGCAUAAAACCUUUACACUGUUUUAUUCACUUCUACAGGGUUCAUCAAAGAAAGAAGAGCCAGGAAAUAAAACAUUUAGGUGUUUUAUUCUACUAACUGGAAAAACACUGAAUUCUCACAAUGGCUUGAUGGAUCGUCUUCAAAAACGAAUACCAAAUCUGCAAGUGGUGCAUACAGUGGGGGAGUGCGAUAUCAUUCUGGUGUUCUGCCCUGUCAUUAGAGGACCUGCACCUGAUAUUAAAGCAGCGCUGGAGAAACUUAAUCAUAUUUCAGACACCAGACCUGCUGUUCUAGUGGUGCUCCAUCACACAUUUAAUCCAGAGUGUGUUGUACCAGACAGCAGCAGAGCUGUAAACAGAGAGAAUAUGAUCACAGUCGACUGUCUGUUCCAUGAAGAUCAGGGAUUACUGCCAUGUCAAAAAAAUGAGGACUCAUUAGCCAGAAUUAUAAACUACGUAAAACCUCAGAGUAAGAAGGAAAAGACAAACAUGGAGCAAAUGAAAAGGAAACACGCAGUGCCGGCUAAAAAGGCAACACUGAAGUAUUUCAUUUUACUAACUGGACACACACUAAAUAUUCAUGAGUUCUUCAUAGCCCAGCUUAAAUAUGAAAUCCCACAACUGCAGGAGGUGUGUACAGUAGACAGGUGUGAUUUCAUUCUGGCUUUCUGCCCUGUUGUGUCACGAGCUGGAACUGACAUUGAAACAGCACUGAAGAAGCUUAAUCAUGUUUCAGCUGUCAAACCUGCUGUUCUGGUGGUGCUUCAUCGCACAUUUGAUCCAGAGUGUGUUGUACCAGACAGCAGCAGAGCUGUAAACAGAGGGAAUACGAUCACAGUUGACCAUCUGUUCCAUGAAAAUCUGGGAUUACUGCAGUGUCAAAAAAAUCAUGAGUCAUUUACCAGAAUUAUAAACUACAUAAAACCCCAGAUUCAGCCAGUAUUGUCCAUUGAGGACAGAAUGGAAACUGAGCAAACUUGUAUGCUGUCUACAAGGAAAACACACAAGUAUUUCAUUUAUCAGAUGGGAAAUACACCAAAUUCUCACAAAGCUUUCAUGGAUAGUCUUGAACAAAUGUCAGAUCUGCAGAAGGUGGAAACAGAGAAUGAGUGUGAUUUCAUUCUGACUUUCUACCCUGUUGUGUACCGAGAUGGAACUGACAUUAAAAAAGCACUGAAAAAGCUUGAAAGUAUUUCAGAUACCAAACCUGUUGUUCUAGUGAAGAACCAUGGCAAUUUUGUUCCAGAGUGUGUUGUACCAGACAGCACCAGAUCUGUAAACAGAGAGAAUACACUCUUCGAUGCUCAGAGCAGUGACAUAUUGGCCAGGGGUACAAAGCAUAUACAAUCUCAGUGUGACAGAGAACAGUGUGAAAAUAUGGAGGAACAAGCAGCAGAGGGUCCAUCACAGUGCACCUUCAUGCUAAAGGAGACAGAACCCAGCAAAAACCAACCGAAGACCAUGGAAAUUGAACUGCAGAACAAGGACCAACAACUUGAGAUGAUGAGGACUGAGUUGGAGAAACUAAAAGCUGAGUUGGCAGAAAAAAACAAACAGCUAGAAAAGAAAGAGAUUCUUCCUAGUGAGGGAGAGAGACCGGAAAUGGAAAGGCACAUGCAGGUUGAAGAGGAAGACAGAGUUCUGAGAAAAAUAACUCAGAAAGAAACAAAGCUGAGGGAGGUCAAAGUUGAGUUGGAAAAUACAGUAAAGAAUUUACAAGAGAAAAAAAAACAACUGGCCAUUGUGAGCAAACUGCUGAGUGAAGGGAUAGAUAUGGUUGAAAAGAGUAAAAUUACACUGGAUUCGCUGGGAAAGGAGAUGCAGGAAAAAAACAGGCAAAUACAGGAGAUGAUGAUAUAGAACUAUCAUCCUGAAUACAAUGAGACUCUUCCAAACUCUGUCAACUUUUUGGAGAUUUAAAAUUCAAAUCCUAUCAAAAAGACAAAACUCAUUGCAAUGUAGACUUUUUAAGAGACUAACUUGAUUUUAUUGAUUUUUCUUUUCUUCUGAUUCUUAGGGCCAUGUUUAGAGUUAGCCAAUUAAAUAAGCUGCUUUUAAAAUACUUCAACAAAUAUAAGAAAUGCAGUAUACAUCCAGACUUGAGCUAAGGUAAAAGUAUAAAAAACAUAAAAGGCAGAUACAUUUUGUAUUUGGUGGCUUGAAACUUUGUGACAUAACUAUUAGCUAACUUUUAGCCAGUUAGCUCUCCUUGCAGUUUACUUGUUUGUAGAAUGGGUAAGAAAAAAAGUAGUUGAAACUGGUAUAACUUUCUGUCAGACAGUUAGUUCGCUAAAUUGCACUUGAUACCACAGUAGUGUACAGCACAUCCUGAUAAGAAGGAAGAAAGGAGCAUACAGGACUGUUUGAGACUGUCAGAAAGUGUUAAGCUUAUGGAUGUGACAAACGACAGUCUAUAGGUUCCAGUAUGCAUUUACUUUUCUUUGCCCAGAAUCUUACAGUAAUAUCUGUGUUGUGAUGAUGACCAGUUCCCCACCACAGUAGGAACAAAAUAAGUUUAACGUAUUAAUAGCAGACAACUGAACCCCAACUAUCUAAACAGCCAUAAGAUCUAAAUACUAAAGAUCACAAUUUCAGCAUUAAUUCCUUAAUAUUUACCUUUCGCUUAACUCUUAAUAUGGCCCUUAUUACUUUAUUUACUUGAUGUGUGAGAAGUUGUGUAUUCUAAAUAUUACUUUACUAAUUAUUAUAAUAAAUUAAUCAUAUACUAGAAAUAAAGGCAAUUCCAAUGUAACUUUAAGGUGGAUUAUCAAUAA